This is a messenger RNA of Trichobilharzia regenti, 264 nucleotides long. NCBI's taxonomy places the organism in Eukaryota, Metazoa, Platyhelminthes, Trematoda, Strigeidida, Schistosomatidae. The record is from the annotation of a GenBank genome assembly.
AUGAAUGUCACGGAAGUGUAUAAUAUAUUUACGCACACGUUUGAAUAUAGCACCUCCGAUGGAAGCGAACAUACUUAUGUCUCGAACGAGUACAUAAUUGCAACAAUUGUAACCAUAAUGAUGUGUUUGUUGCUGCUCAUAUUGCUGUUCAUCGAGAAGCAGCGUAACUUUCCACCAAAACCGUUUGCUUAUGCACUGGCCGCAUUGAUGGUAAUGUUCAAUUGGAUGGUUGGUGUUUUUUGGAGUUGUUGUACUUCAGCUAUU